This is a messenger RNA of Lampris incognitus (smalleye Pacific opah), 1982 nucleotides long. RefSeq names its product bone morphogenetic protein 4 (gene bmp4). The coding region runs from base 468 to 1685 and encodes 405 amino acids. Gene Ontology annotation, biological process: BMP signaling pathway; negative regulation of apoptotic process; SMAD protein signal transduction. The record is from RefSeq and is a predicted model, not a curated record. The transcript is spliced from 4 exons. Gene Ontology annotation, cellular component: extracellular region. Gene Ontology annotation, molecular function: cytokine activity; growth factor activity; BMP receptor binding. NCBI's taxonomy places the organism in Eukaryota, Metazoa, Chordata, Actinopteri, Lampriformes, Lampridae.
CUGUUCCGCCCUCAUCGACUCGCGCAGAGAGGAAGCCCUCUUGUCUCCCGUCUCGUCUUCCAGAAGGGUUUUCUUUUUCUUUCUUCUUCAUCUUUUUUUAUUUUAUUUAUUAUUUUAUUUUAUUUUUUACUUUUUUUUGAGGAAUUAACGAACCAGAGGCUUCAAAAUCCAUCUAGCACUAAAUCUCAUUCGGCGCGUAUUUUCGCUUCGUUUCCCAUCUUACCUGGGCUGCCGCUCCGUGGACUGAUCUCGCACCUUCUUCCCUUUUUCUUUCCUUUUUUUUUUUUUGGUCAUAUUUACUCCCCACUCAUCGAGGAUACCUGUACCCCUACUGAUGGAACAAGGUCAUUCCAACGGUCUCCUGCAGCCUCCUAACACCACCUAACAUUUCCUGGAAGAACGCGUCCAUUGCCUUCUCCCAACAAACAUGGACUGUUUUCCCAUGCUUUAUUUUCUGUCGAGACAUCAUGAUUCCUGGUAAUCGAAUGCUGAUGGUCAUUUUAAUAUGCCAAGUCCUGCUGGGAGAAAGCAACCAUGCUAGUCUGAUACCUGAAGAAGGGAAGAAGAAAGUGCCGGGCCUGCAGGGUCGUUCGGCCGCUCAGAGCCAUGAACUGCUGCGGGACUUUGAGGCCACGCUGCUGCACAUGUUCGGCCUCCAGAGGCGGCCAAGGCCCAGCCACGCAGCCACCGUGCCCCGCUACCUGCUGGACCUCUACCGGCUGCAGUCAGGAGAGGCUGAGGAGGCUGGGCCGCAUGACAUCAACUUCGAGUACCCUGAGAGGUCGGCCAGCAGGGCCAACACCGUGAGAGGCUUCCACCAUGAAGAACACAUGGAAAGGGUAGACGAGGUCAAACCCAGGGACAGACAGACCACUCCCCUCCGCUUCCUGUUUAACCUCAGCAGCAUUCCCGAGGACGAGCUGCUCUCUUCGGCCGAGUUGCGGCUCUACCGUCACCAGAUUGACGAGGCCAUUGCUGGCGCCAUCUCAGGUGAUCAGGGGCUGCACCGGAUAAACGUGUAUGAGGUGUUAAAGCCCCCCCGGGCUGGGCAGCUGAUCACGCGGCUCCUGGAUACCCGAAUUGUACACCACAACACCUCACGCUGGGAAAGCUUUGACGUCAGUCCCGCCGUGCUGCGCUGGACGCGCGAGCGCCUGCCCAAUCACGGGCUGGCCGUCGAGGUUUUGCACCUCAGCCAAACCCCGCACCACCAGGGCAAACAUGUUCGCGUUAGCCGUUCACUACACCAGAAGCCUGGGGAGGACUGGGAGCAGCUGCGCCCCCUCCUGGUUACCUUCGGCCACGAUGGGAAGGGUCACCCGCUAACCCGGCGGGCCAAGCGCAGCCCCAAGCAACGGGGCCGCAAACGCAACCGCAACUGCCGCCGCCACGCACUAUAUGUGGACUUCAGUGAUGUAGGGUGGAAUGACUGGAUAGUGGCGCCCCCUGGGUACCAGGCCUAUUAUUGCCACGGGGAGUGCCCCUUUCCUUUGGCGGACCACCUGAACUCGACCAACCAUGCUAUUGUUCAGACACUGGUGAACUCUGUGAACACCAACAUUCCCAAGGCUUGCUGCGUCCCCACGGAGCUCAGCGCCAUCUCCAUGCUCUACCUAGAUGAACAUGACAAGGUGGUCCUAAAAAACUACCAGGAAAUGGUAGUGGAGGGCUGCGGCUGCCGCUAACCAGCAAACUAUCAAGGACUUGGACUGGGCAACUUGAAACGGGCAACAUGGACGCUAAAAAGAGAAAAAAUAAAAAAACAGAGGAAAAAAACAAACAAAAACACAAAAACCAGAAGGUCUGCCGACCUUACUCCCAAAAAUGUUCACUUGGACCCUUAUUUAUAACUUUUAUGUUGAGAUUUAUGAUUUAUGUUCGUCUUUUUUUUUUGUUUCUUUGACAAUAUGAUCAUAUAUUUUGACAAAAUAUAUAUAUUUAUAUCUACAUAUUAAAAAAUAAAAAUGAGUCCUUAUUUUAAA